Messenger RNA from Mycotypha africana, 1690 nucleotides. RefSeq names its product Alg9-like mannosyltransferase family-domain-containing protein. Lineage: Eukaryota; Fungi; Mucoromycota; Mucoromycetes; Mucorales; Mycotyphaceae. Gene Ontology annotation, cellular component: endoplasmic reticulum membrane. The record is from RefSeq and is a predicted model, not a curated record. The coding region runs from base 32 to 1474 and encodes 480 amino acids. Gene Ontology annotation, biological process: GPI anchor biosynthetic process. Gene Ontology annotation, molecular function: alpha-1,2-mannosyltransferase activity. The transcript has 5 exons.
UAAUUUUAUAUCAGACUUUUACACUUACAGAAUGUGUAAGCAUUUAUCGAUUAAACCAAUCAUACCGAUGAUUUUACUCGCCACGAGUCAGGUUACAUUGGCUUAUCAUACCCGACCAUUCUCUAACUCAUUUGAAAGCGUAUUACUCUGUGUUUCUUUGUUAACUUAUGUUAAGUUUUCUGAGAAGGCAACCAAUAAGCUCGCAUUUCGCUUAGGUAUGGUAUUCAGUUUGGGGAUCUUCACCAGAAUUACAUUCCCAUUGUAUGCUCUUCCUAUCGGUAUUGCAUUGAUCUAUCAGGCUUAUAAACAAAGCGAUAAUAUCAAUCAAUUUACAGCAUUUAUUUUCUCAUUGACAUUCGGCUUUGUCUCUUUCUCAGCGUUGAAUAUUAUCGUUGACUCAGUAUUCUAUGGAACCUUAUCAUUCACUGUCAACGGUCAAUCUUUCAAGAAUGUCAGCCACGUCUUUACUACCUUGUUUAACCCAACUUCUUUGGCCUCAGUUCGUUCGUACGGUGAUAUUGUAAUAACACCAAUCAACAAUUUCCUGUAUAACUCCAAAGUGGAGAACUUGGCUCAACAUGGUCUCCAUCCAAGGUUUACACAUUUCGCUGUCAACUUUCCACUUUUGUUCGGUCCUUUGGCUAUUUUUGGAUUGCUCUAUAUUCCCAAUGCAUUAUCAAAGAUUGCCAAAUCUCCAAAUGCUCACGUGUUUUAUGUUCUUUUAGGUGUCUUGCUGUCUGGACUGGUAGGGCUUUCUAUCAUUCCACAUCAAGAGGCCCGCUUUUUAUGCCCUCUGCUCGUCCCUUUAAUUCUAAUUUACACUUGGAGAGAAAAUCAGUAUAGUAUCUCUGUUUAUUUCUGGCUUCUUUGGAUCGUCUUUAAUAUCGUCACUACUUAUAUAUUCGGUGUCGUUCAUCAAGGCGGUGUUAUUCCUGCUGUGGGUUUUCUUCAGCGUCAAACGACGGGUCUUCACGAUUGUCAUUUAGUUAGUACAGGCGAUUUAGCAUGCACAGUUGGUGAAACCAAUAUUGAGACGGUAGAAUACUCAGAAUUCAGCACUACUACAAAUAUGAUUUUUUACAAAACGUAUAUGCCCCCACAGCAUUUAUUGACGACUCCAAAAGAAAGCAAGUCUCAUCAUGUCAGAGUCUUGGAUUUUUCAAGCAAUUUAGAGGAUGCAGUAGCCGAAAUGGUAAACAGACCUGGAGUAACUCUUCGACAUACUAAAACAACAAUGGAAGUUGAUUUUGCUAAAUCUUCAGACACCGAGUUUGAAAGAACUUUGCUGGUGAUUCCUGGCUUUGUUCCUUUACCUAAAGUUGAAGGCCAUCGUUACUUACUCAUGGCUACAUUUGGUCCUCAUCUCAGCUUCGAUGACAUGGAUAAAGUUAUGGAAAAUGCUUCUGCAGAUAGUUCAUUGUCAUGUUACCUUAGUCAUCUGCUCAGAAUUAUUAUACGGUACACAAAGCUCUAGCACGUGGUAGGGUUGAUGAAGACAGCUAAACUUGGCAGCCGUUGUAGAUCUUGCUAUAGUUGUCGCACAGUCCAACCGUUAUUAUACUCAUGGACUCAGUGCUUCCGAAGCAGCAAUUAUAAUUGAUAACACUGCUCAUACAAAAUCGUUGUCGCGGGCCAAUUACAAUUGUCUCGCAUCGAAGAAUGGAAGUAGUACUCACGAAUACCGUGUCGU